Molecule: messenger RNA, 1867 nt
Organism: Pyrenophora tritici-repentis Pt-1C-BFP
Lineage: Eukaryota; Fungi; Ascomycota; Dothideomycetes; Pleosporales; Pleosporaceae
Source: RefSeq, a predicted model, not a curated record
AUGGCACCCUCAGCCAAGAAGCUUGACCAGGCUAUCCAUGUGGGCUCUUCAAGGAACAUCUCCUCCACGCUAGGUCUCGCGGGUGGCGCUGUUGACCUUGAAUCUGCCAAUACGCGUAAAGUCGAGUCCAGAGUCGACCGCAAGAAGCUUGAGAAAGCUGAACGUAAACUACGUGCCAAGCAAGAUCGCAAAGAGUUUAAGAAUGUUGAAUAUGAGGCUUCCCGUCUGCUCAACGAGCCUAAUGAGGCACAGAGCUACGAAGAGUUCUACAUGGCAGUCAACCCCCUGCAGUUGGGUGAGGCCAACACGAAGAGUAAGGAUAUCAAGAUUGAUAGCUUUGACCUCUCCAUGCCCGGUCUACGUAUCCUUACAGAUAGUUCUUUAACCCUUGCAUAUGGCCGAAGAUAUGGUCUUGUUGGUCAGAACGGUAUUGGUAAAUCCACAUUGCUUAGAGCUCUCGCUCAUGCCGCCAAGCUGGACGUGCAACGUGAGGGUCUUGACACUACGCUGAGCGAUAUUCACGCCAAGCUGGCCGAAAUGGAGUCGGACAAGGCCGAAUCUAGGGCAGCCAGUAUCCUUGCAGGUCUUGGUUUCUCGCAAGAGCGACAGCAAUUUGCAACCAAGACCUUCUCUGGAGGUUGGAGGAUGCGACUGGCACUUGCACGUGCCCUCUUCUGUGAACCUGAUCUUCUGCUCCUCGAUGAGCCGUCGAACAUGUUGGACGUCCCCUCGAUUACCUUUUUGGCAAACUACCUCCAGGACUACCCCAGUACAGUGCUCGUUGUAUCCCACGACAGAGCCUUCCUGAACGAAGUCGCCACAGAUAUCAUUCACCAGCACUCUGAGCGACUGGACUACUACAAGGGUGGUAACUUUGACUCAUUCUACGCGACGAAAGAAGAGCGCCGCAAGACAGCUGCUCGCGAGUAUGAGAAACAAAUGGCUGAACGCGCACAUUUACAGGCCUUCAUCGACAAGUUCAGAUACAAUGCUGCCAAGUCAUCCGAAGCUCAAUCCAGGAUCAAGAAACUGGAGAAGAUGCCCGUUUUGACAGCACCAGAGGCGGAAUACUCUGUCCAUUUCAAGUUCCCAGAUGUGGAGAAGAUGUCACCUCCUAUCAUCCAGAUGAGUGGUGUCUCGUUCGGCUACAACAAGGACAACAUCUUGCUGAGAAACGUGGACUUGGACGUACAGCUCGACUCCCGUAUCGGUAUUGUAGGCCCCAACGGUGCUGGUAAGACGACAGCUUUGAAGCUACUCAUCGGCGCGCUUUCACCUACUACGGGGUUGAUCUCACAAAACCCGCGGUUACGCGUGGGCUUCUUCGCUCAACAUCACGUGGAUGCAUUGGAUCUGAAUGACAGCGCCGUCGGCUUCAUGUCGAAGAAGUACCAUGGCAAGGCGGACGAAGAGUACCGCCGCCAUCUUGGCGCUUUUGGUAUCACCGGUAUGACGGGUCUGCAGAAGAUGGAACUGCUAUCGGGAGGACAGAAGUCGCGUGUUGCCUUUGCCUGCCUGGCAUUGACGAAUCCGCACAUUUUGGUACUCGACGAACCGUCCAAUCACUUGGACAUUGAAGCCAUGGACGCACUUUCAGAAGCAUUGAACAAGUUCCAGGGUGGUGUGCUCAUGGUUAGUCACGAUGUUACCAUGCUGCAGAACGUAUGCACAAGUCUGUGGGUAUGCGACAACGGGACGAUCGAACACUUUGACGGAACGGUAAAGGACUACAAGCGACGCAUCACAGCGCAAGCGAACGAGGCGGGUGUGGUAAAGAAGCACUAAGAGACGGGCCGAACAUGUGAAAUAGCAAAGUCAUGAACUUGUACAUGGCAUGUCAACAAUAUAUUUGAAUUCUCGGUCUUAA